Molecule: messenger RNA, 1281 nt
Organism: Pieris brassicae (large cabbage white)
Lineage: Eukaryota; Metazoa; Arthropoda; Insecta; Lepidoptera; Pieridae
Product: glycine, alanine and asparagine-rich protein-like
Exons: 3
Coding region: 222-1130 (302 amino acids)
Source: RefSeq, a predicted model, not a curated record
UGUAGCGGUUGCUCUUGCAUACCGGUCUUCAAUCGGUUUUUACGUGAACAAAUAAUGUUAUUCAAAUAGGGCGGCAUCGGCCGUCUAUUUAGAAUUGUUAAUUUCAUGUUAAUAAUUUUCGGUGCAGUAUAAAAGUGCAGUUUACUUUUUGGAAGGCAUCAUUAUCGUUGCAUAUCCCAAUCGGUCUGUCGAGUCGCAGCAACAAAGAAACAAACUUAGCCAUGUCUCGACUUACGAUUCUCUUUGUCUUCGCUGUGGCGUAUGAAGUACUUGGAGAAACUGUGACAAAAGACAAGCCCGCUGCGGACUCUAAAACCGCACAAACCGGAUACAUCUCCCCUGCAAUCUUACCUGCACCUAUCCACGGCGGAAUCGGCUAUGGACACGGUCUAGGUGGCGCUGGACUUGCUGGAGCAGGUCUCGGUGGACUGUCUCUUGCGGGAGCAGGUCUUGGUGGAGCGGGUCUCGCGGGAGCCGGACUCGUCCUAGGCCCGGGAUCGUCUGCCCCCCUUAACAACGCCGGUGCAGUGAGUGCAGCUCAACUCAGCGCCAUCCAAAACGCUCAAGCUGUCCAAGCAGCUCAGAUCGGAAACGCCGCCGCCGCCGGUAUCCAGAGCGCACGUGUGACAGAAGUGGCUGCAAGAGCCGGACAAGCCAGUGCCAUCCAGAACGCUCAGGCUUUGGACGCGACCCGUAUCGCUAACGUACAAAGAGCCCAGGCCGCCGCCCUAGAGAACGCGAGAGCCGCAGAGGCGGCGAGACGGGCCGCCGCCGCCAGCGCCUGGGAGCUGUCCCGUGCUAUUGAAGCCGAACGCGUCGCUAACGCAGCCCGAGUCCAAGCCGUGGCAAUAGCUAACACCCGUGCCUUGGAAGCAGCUCGCAUCGCCAACGCAGCCAGAGCUCAAGCCGCAGCCGUCGUGAGCACUGCCAACCAAGCGCAAGCUGUUGCUGACAACGUCGCGAGACAAGACGGCCUCUUGCUCGGCGGCGGUGGACUAGGAGCCGGUUACGCCGCCGGCCUCGGCGGUGCCGCAGUCGUGGCCCCAGUGGCGGUGGCGGCCCCGGCCUAUGGUGGCCUCGGGUACGGACACGGGUAUGGACACGGCUACGGACACGGCUACGGACGCUAAACGAAACUCGAGAGGACACCCGAAGUCAUACAUAGAAAUUUCUAACUCCAUUUCGCCUCCCUUUACUACAGAAAUGGUGAGCGGCAGAUUAAAAUAGGAAAUAUUGUGUAAAUAUAAUCUUUAAAAAUUGCAUCGAAUUCCGAAUAAAUAU